GUCCAUACGUGGGGCAGGGCUAUGAAGGAAAAGGGAAAGCUGAUGAAGAAGAAUUGUGAGAAUGAGCCCAAAUAUUUGUUGUCUUUGUAAGUUAUUCAGAGAAGAUGAAAAUGAAAUCACUUCUAAAGUGUCAUUGGAAGAAGUGCUACAGUGGUCCCAAUCUUUUGAAAAGCUGAUGACUACUAAAUAUGGACCUAUAAUCUACAAGACCUACCUGAAGACAGAAUACAGUGAUGAGAACAUUGAAUUCUGGCUUGCAUGUGAAACUUACAAGAAGAUUGAAUCUCGGAGGAAAAGGAUUUCUGUAGCCAAGAGAAUUUUUAAAAAUUACAUUCAGCCCCAGGCGCCUAAAGAGAUUAACAUUGAUAGUCCUGCAAGGGAAGCUAUUCUCAGGAAUAUUCAAGAACCAACUCAAUCCUGUUUUGAUGAAGCUCAGAGAAUAGCUUACAUGCACAUGGAAAGGGAUUCAUAUCCCAGGUUUCUUGGAUCAGAAAUCUAUCAGAAACUCAAACACAGGCCUCCAGACUGACAGAAAUGACUCUAUACAUUAGAGAGAGAGAUUAAGGAUUUAGCAGAAGAGACUUCCUUUUGGUUUAUUAAUGUUUUCAAAUGGUAAAAAAAGAACAGAAGAAAUCAGACAAUGGAUGAAUUUUCCUUCCAAAGAAUGGUAGUUUGUUCUUAUGCAGAUAUUAGAGCUGAACAUAAAAUACUUUCCACCCUCCAUCCCCACCCUCCUGGUGGAAUAUUUCAGCUUUAUGUCAAAAAAUUGAAAGCCACUUUUAGUUCACCUCAAUCUGUCUGGAAUUUUAAAAAGUCGUUACAGGGAAGAAACCUAGAACCCUACUCACUCACCACAAUCCAUGGGAAAUUAGCUGACUCCUGUCCUUCUCCUACCAGCUAGGGAAGACUAGUUCCACACUCUCAUCAACAUCCACCACUAUCCAAGCGAAGCCACUUUAUUUAAGAAUACAAGUGCUGAGGUUUAGAAUGAUAGUUACUGUACAGUAUUCUAAACUCUAUAAUUCACAAGCUAAAAUUCAGCACAUUGUCCAGUUAAUCAGCUCAACAGUCUCAAGUGUAAAGGGAAACACAUGCCCAUUACAUUUGAUUACACAAAAAAUACAUUCGUUUUCAGAAGGCUCCAAGGAUAGUUGUAAUUGUAGCCAGGCGUGUUUAAGCUACUGUGCAUGUUGUGCCCAAAUGCUCUUGGAUUAAUAAAGUAAGAUACAAAGCAGGUUGUCAAACCUUAGAGGAGAGAUAUGGAAUGCUUUUGUUUAAUAAGUCAUGUUGGGAAUGGCUUCAUAGAUCUGGCUAGCCAGGUGCAGAUGGUAGAAAAUAAACACCUAGAUUAGUUCUGCAUGACUUGUGUUUUCACAGCACUAUACGACGUUUAUUAUGGCUAGCCCUAUAUUUCAUGCCACUUACAUUUUCGCAGAUUCACCUGAUCGGCCUGUUCACUGCACUAUUCAAAAGUGUAGCUUUUGCCCCUUUAUAAUUAGAAUGUUUACGUCACUAUCAGGCCCUCACACAACAAAUGUAUCCAAAUGAAAAUGUUUCUUGUAAAUCUUUCAUCUAUAAAACCUAGAAGGGAAACAAUGGACUACUGUGAGCUGUUGGAUAAACAGAAUACAAAUCCUUCUCUUGGGUAAUGGAUUGGAUUAGUGAGAAGUGGUGCUAUCCCCAAUUAUAAAAUAAGAUACUACUAGUUUUCACCUGAGCAUAACAUGUUCUAAUAUCUAAACUAAUUAUAAGCUCUCUCUCACACACUAAAUUAUAAGUGAUUCUGUUGUAUAACUAAAGCUUUUCAAGUGUCUUUUAAAUCAAUAUUUUCCAAUAUAAAAUAUCAGGCUGUGAUCAAGUCCAAUCUGACAAACUAAGCAUUGGUGAUCUGUAUGCAUUUCGGAGAUCUCCAACAGAAAUCUAGGUGCUACAGGGAGAGUUGCUGAUGUUGUAGGUGGCCUUCUCCAUCAGUACCGACCUAAUACCAUUAUCAUAGGCCCAUCAUUCUCUGGAUACUCCUCCUAGUCCCCCAACUCCAUAUUUGAUAUCCAUAAAUCAGCAGCCCUCUCUCCUCCAUGGUCAGCAACCAGCCUUGCUCAGCAUAUUAUUUGACAGAGCUUGUGUGCUUCCUUUUUGCUGUCAGAAAUUACUCUGUAUCUGCCAUGUCUCUUCAGCUGCUACUAGUCCAGCUCCUUUUGGCCUCUGCUCAGGCUGGUUUUUAGUGACUGUGAGAGUUUCCUCUACAGCAGAUAGUUUUCAGCAGUAGCUCCCCAGCCCUCUCCUUCAUUUGGGAUUCAUGUGGGCUAGUUUGAAACUAUCUUGUUAAUAAAACUAUGCUCCAAAAGGGAGGACUUGCUAACCUUACAAGUGUGUCACUUUGAGGUGGGUAUGGACCAGUUUACAUUUUAGAGAGAUUCUCCUACAACAAUUGCCCCCAAGCUCAUGGUACAAGGAGCACACUGCCAAGUUUCUGAAAGGGCUUAAUGUACCGUAACUGAUACCCACAAUGGGGUCGCUUACAGUAGUGCAGUGAGGCUGGGGCCAUUCACAAUACAACAUCCCUGACACUUGGGAAAGAAUGUGAUCCAUAGGGAUGACUAUGAAAAAUUACAGUUAAUAAUCAGCAUUAUUGUUUGGCCUAAAACAUGCUCAUCUUAUGGCUAUUUUAUUCAAGAUACAUUUAAAAUUCCUCUUUCUAGAAUGAAACUUUAGGGUUUGUCUAUUUAAUAUUAAAAUGCAGAGCUUCUUCUGUCAGGAAACGACUAAAGGUUUCAGAGUUUGUUUCUUUUCUCUAUUAAACAGCUUAGUCCUAUGAACUGGAAACAUGGCAAUUUAUUUCUCUCUGGAUUCCCUUUCCUCAUUAGUGGAUGAACAAUCACAAUGCUUUUCAUCAGGUCAUACGGUUCGUAAUAACAGUAACUAAUGGCAGCAAGAACAAACCACUGACCUCAUGCAUUUAUCAUUGUCAGUAGUAGCACUUGAACAGCUAGUUUAGAUGUACUUUCCAUUUGCGUACAGCAUUCAGAAAUAUAUGUCAACAUUAAUCAUUAUCAGUUGAAGGACUACUGUUAAGAAAGAAAAUUAAAUCUAAAACCCUGUAACCUUAGUAGUCAAUUCUCCCUCUUUAUUCUUCAACUGUUUACUUAACAGGUAAGAACAAAAGUAAAAGAUUUGAAGUGAUAAAUAUGGCAAAUAUUCAAACACAAUGUAAGAGAUUAAUAAGUAUGUCAAGUUAAA
This is a messenger RNA of Gopherus evgoodei (Goodes thornscrub tortoise), 3237 nucleotides long. It is a transcript of the gene RGS13, whose product is annotated as regulator of G protein signaling 13. The transcript is spliced from 5 exons. The coding region runs from base 62 to 529 and encodes 155 amino acids. NCBI's taxonomy places the organism in Eukaryota, Metazoa, Chordata, Testudines, Testudinidae. The record is from RefSeq and is a predicted model, not a curated record.